Messenger RNA from Alternaria rosae, 1305 nucleotides. Its product is annotated as transmembrane amino acid transporter protein-domain-containing protein. Bases 1 to 1305 code for a protein of 434 amino acids. Gene Ontology annotation, cellular component: vacuolar membrane. The record is from RefSeq and is a predicted model, not a curated record. Gene Ontology annotation, biological process: amino acid transmembrane transport. NCBI's taxonomy places the organism in Eukaryota, Fungi, Ascomycota, Dothideomycetes, Pleosporales, Pleosporaceae. The transcript is spliced from 6 exons. Gene Ontology annotation, molecular function: amino acid transmembrane transporter activity.
AUGGCUAAGCACACAGCGGAGAAGACGACACCGGAAGGGCCUUUAGAUGAGCAACUGAUCCAGCCGCAAUUGACGCCGUCGGCGGACCUCGAAGGACAAGCUGCGCCAGCUGAAGAACAUGAUGUCUUUGGCAACGAGGAAGGUGCGGAUAUACAGUAUAAGACGUGCAAGUGGUGUCAAGUGAUGCUCGCAGAGAAUGUUUCACUAGGUGUCCUCGCCCUUCCACAAGCUCUCGCGAUCCUCGGUCUCGUCCCCGGUCUCCUCUGCAUAUACUUCCUAGGCAUCAUCGCUACAUACACUGGCUAUCUGAUCGGCGAAUUCAAGCUGGCUCAUCCGUCUGUAGCAAACUACGCGGAUUGCGGCAUGCUCAUUGGCGGGCCAGUAGUUCGCGAGGUGCUUGCUGUCGGACAACUACUAGUCCUAAUCUUCAUCAUGGGGGCGCACAUCUUGACCUUUGCGGUCGCGACGAAUGCGAUGACCGACCACGGCACCUGCACCAUCGGUUUCACUGUUCUCGGACUGAUCAUCUCCUUCCUGCUAGGGUUGCCUAGAACGUUCAAGAACAUCAGCUACUUUGGCUACUUUUCUUGCGCUUCCAUCAUUUUGGCAGUUACGGUAACCAUGAUCGCGAUUAGUAUCCAGAAGCCAGACAUGGGCAACAUCGUUGCUGUGCGGCCCGAUGUACCACUCGUCAAAGGACUCGCACCCAUUAUGAAUAUCGUCCUAGCUUACACUGGACACGUCGCCUUCUUCUCGUUCCAAUCCGAACUCGAAGACCCUCGCGACUUUCGCAAAGCUCUCAUAUUCGAGCAGGGAAUUGCAGUCAUAUUCUACAUGCUCAUCUCCGUCAUCAUAUACUACUACGCCGGGCCUCUCGUAGCUUCACCUGCUCUUGGUUCGGCAUCUCCACUCGUCAGCAAGAUUUGUUUUGGCAUCGCGCUGCCCAUAAUCAUCGUCGCAGGCGUAGUCAAUGGCUCUGUAGCGACCAAAUACAUCUACUUUCGCGUAUGGAAGGGCACAAAUGUAGCAUCUACUAACAGCUGGAAGAGCUUGGGAAGUUGGGGCGUUAUAUCAGUGCCGAACUUCAAUUUGUUGUUGGGACUGAUCGGAGCUCUCUUUGGAAGUUGCUUUAGCUUCCACUCCUCAAGACGUUACAAAACGAGUGCUGACUCCGCGCUACAGUUUGGGCUUGGUAUGUGGUCGUCUGGAUGGGCGUUGAACCGCGGGUCUGGUGGCAAGGUAUUCUCUUGCGACGACAACUGGCAUCCUGUGGGCUGGGUUUCAGGAGUUACCAACGAUGCAUAG